AUGGGUGAUAAUGCAAAUGAUAAAAAACGUGUUAUUCUCGGUUGUGCAUUAGAAUAUUUACCAUUAAGAAAACGUGAUCGAUCACGUGUUAUCGAUUCGAAACAAUAUGCACAUAAAAAAUUUUGUAAAAAUGAAGAUACACCAGCUUAUAUUCGACGGCAAGAUGAAGUUAUUGAAACACCAUAUCGAAAAAAAAAAUGUUUAAAAUGUGAUCUUUCACUAUUUUAUCAACAUGCACAAAAUAUUCUUGGUUCGGAAUCGGAAAAAGUUAUUAAAAAUAUUAAACGUGAAGAUCGUGGAAAAACAUCAUCUGUAACAGUAUCAACAUUAGAUGAAGAAGAAGAAGAAUUAGAAGCACGAGAAAUUGCUAAUUCUUAUACACAAAAUGCAUGUGUUAUUGAAAAACAACUUGAACGUAAAGAAAUGAAUAAACAUAAAGCAAUUGAAGAGGCUUCAUGUCGUGAACAAGAAGCUAAGCGAGCCAAUAUUAGAGGAACAUUAAUUGAUAAAUAA
Rotaria sp. Silwood1 is the source of this 513-nucleotide messenger RNA. The record is from the annotation of a GenBank genome assembly. Lineage: Eukaryota; Metazoa; Rotifera; Eurotatoria; Philodinida; Philodinidae.